UGAGCAACGGUUGAGUUUGAGGUCUGAGAGGGUCGAGCCGAGGAUGGACACGAAACCGAGACGAGACGACGGACAAGACAGAUGAAAUUUCUGGAGAACGCUGCUGCUGUCAAAUAGAUUUAUUCUGUUUUUCUAACAGAGGAAAAGGACUUUUAACCAGUUGUUUUCCAGCUGUUUUAUUUUCCAGAAGGACUCGUUCUCCGCUGAAGACCUCAGAGAUAAAAGAGAAGGAUAUUUUCUAUCUUCUACCUCAGCCUCAGGAUUAUGGUGGCUGCUCUGUCUGAGGAUCUGAAGGAGGAUCAAAAUGCUGAAAUGUAAAGUUCACAGUUAUUUCUGCUGCCUGUGGUUCACCUCGCCGCUGCUGCUGCUGCUGCUGCCGCCGCUGCUGCCGCCGGAUCUGAGCAGCGCGGCUCCCGCAGAUGGUCAGACCCUCCCGUGUAGCGUCUCUGUAUCUGAACCAGUAUCCGGGCUGGACUCCCUAUCGCUGACGGUGAACACACCUGGACGAGACUGCUCCUUCACGCUGACGUCUCCAGACGCCGGAGGAGACGGCGCCGAGUGUAGAAGGAGAAGAAGAGGAGGCGAGGAGAUAGAGACGAAUGAGAUCGGAGGAGGAGGAGUAGAGGAGGAGGUGAAGGUGGAGAUAGGAUCAAACUACCUGGGAAGCAACCAGCUAGGAGCGGAGGGAGGAGAUGUGUUCACCUGCCUGCUGGAUCACCUGGAGCCUGGAACCACCUACCAGCUGCAGAUUCAGUCCCAGAGCGACGCGGAGACGGCCAACAUCACCCUGCACACCAAGCCGUCGGCGGUCAGUGGCCUGGCCCUGACCUCCAGGACCUGCAGCAGCCUGGGUCUUUCCUGGCAGGCCGGCCCAGGCAGGACGCAGCGCUUCAGGCUGCUGCUGUGGGAUCGUCCUGGUCUGCUGAGGAACGAGACGUUAGAGAGCACGGCGACGCAGCACACACUCCACGACCUGUUGCCGGGACGACUGUACAACGUUACCAUGGUGACGGAGGCUGGCGGGCUGCAGAACAGCGAGACGAUGGAGGCUCAGACAGCUCCCGCCGCUGCCUCAAACCUCACUGGAGACUGCAACAGCACAAACUUGUCGUUGUCAUGGCAACAGCCCGAAGGAGACCUGGACGAACUCCUCAUCGCCCUCUCGACCAAUGGCACGAGCCGCUGGGAGAUGACGCUCCCUCCGGACGCCACAGAGGUCGCUGUUGAUCAAAUGACUCCCGGCUCGACCUAUCAGGUCGUGGUGACAUCCAGAAGCGGCCAACUGACGAACCAAUCAGAAAUCACUGUCAGGACAGCGCCGGCGGCGGCGUCCCUCCUCUCCCUCUCUCCCGCCUCCUCCGGUGGGCUCCUCCUGUCUUGGACGCCCCCCGCUGGCCAGUGGGAGAGCUACAAGCUGUUCCUGUUUGACGGCGCCCAGCAGUUAGUCAGCGCCGCUCUGGACCGAGAGGUAGUGAACUUCAGCUUCCCGGGGACGGGACUAACGCCUGGGAGGCUGUACAGAGCUGUGCUGAGGGUGGAGAGUGGAGGGCUGACGGCUGAGAGCAGCUGUGACGGAGCAACAGCUCCGGCGCCGGUGCUCAACCUCCACAUACGACACUCGGACGAGACCUCGCUCAGCGCCAUGUGGAGCCACGCCCCCUCUGGGUCACGUGACGGCUACUUCCUGACCCUUCGCCACGGUAACGUCACCGUGGACACCAGGGAGGUGGAGCCAAACAUGAGGGAGUGCACCUUCAACGUGCUCAUACCCGGGAGGCAGUACACCAUCACCGUGACAACCGCGAGCAGGAACCUGAACACCUCCGUGUCUUUGGAGGGGAGGACAGUUCCCUUGCCGUUGCGUUCCAUCACUCUGAGAAGCUCUGGAGUCAGCAGCCUCCAGGCAUCAUGGGAAAAACCACCAGGAGACCUGGACUCGUACAGCCUGACGCUGCUUCACGACGGUGUCGUGGUUCAGAACCACAGUGUUCCCGUUGGUUCUUCUUCUCUGCUGCUGGCUGGUUUGACUCCCGGCGCCCUCUACAGGCUCCAGGUCGCCACCGUCAGCGGCGGUUUGCGGUCUGAAACCACCAGCCUGGAGGGACGCAUCGCCCCGGCGUUGGUCUCCGAGGUAACCGUUGCUAACGGCGGCAGGUCUGACGCUCUGCAGGUAUCGUGGCGCCCGGCAGUGGGCGAGGUGGACCUCUACCUGGUCCGUCUUCUGGACGGAAGUCGGCCCGUGCACACGCUGGCCGUGUCCCGCUCCUCUCUCGAGUGCUCGUUCAGCUCGCUGGUCGCCGGGCGAUUGUACUCGGUCGUCAUAGUAACACGGAGUGGCAAGCUGGAGAACGCCACCACGAUUCAAGCUCGAACACAACCUGCGACUGUGCAAAACCCAACAGCUGUUCACUCCGCCAGAGACGACUUCCUCAAGGUUUACUGGCGUCAUGCAGCUGGAGAUCUGGACCAUUAUGUGGUUCUGAUCCAGUACAACCACAGCGUGCUGCAGAACAAGAGCGUCUCCGCCGGACGCAACGAGUGCGUCUUCUCGUCUCUGACGCCGGGGAGACUCUACACAGUCACCGUGGAAACCUGGAGCGGAGACUAUGUCAGCAGCGUCUCCACCGACGGACGCACCUUUCCAGCAGCAGUUGGGAACCUGUCGCUCGGCAACGCAGGAACAGGUGACCUGACUGUCACCUGGAGCCCCGCCCCUGGAGAUGUGGACCACUACGAGGUCACUCUGCUCUUCAACGACACUCGGGUUUUCCCUCCGGUCGUGCUGGCCAGCGAGGAGCGACGUCACCGCCUGACCUCUCUGACGCCCGGACGGCUUUAUAAGAUCGUGGUGUCGACGUUCAGCGGGCUGUACCAGAGAGCGCAGUUCAUCGAGGGUCGCACAGUUCCCGGUGCAGUGGGGAACCUCCACCUGGCUCCGUGGCCGGGCCUGACGGACUCUGCCGGUGGGCUGUUGGUCUCCUGGACGCCUGGAGACGGGGACCUGGACAUGUACAUCGUCACCCUGUCCGCCACAGAUGGCGCCGUCAUCGAGACGCGUCCUAUCCCGAAACACGUCUCCUCCUUGGACUUCCUGGAUCUGGUCCCAGGCCACGCCUACACCAUGACCGUCCAGUCACUGAGCGGGAAGCUGACCAAUAGCAACGCAGCCACCGGCAGGACGGCUCCGGCCAGAGUCACAGCCCUGCAGGCGGAUAACGACCACACCACCCACAGUCUGACCGUCAGCUGGGAGCGGCCGGUGGGCGUGUACGACGGCUACAGUCUGCAGUUAUUGGACGAGGCCGGCGUCGUUCUGGCCAAUCGGUCGGUUUCUGUGAAGAGUCGAAGCGAGCGUCUGGAGGGUCUGACAUCAGGGAAGUGGUACCGCGUGAGGGUGGUGACGCUCAGCGGCGGCGUCCCGUCACUGGAGGCCACGGCAGAGGGACAAACACGUCCGGCCGCGGUCAGCAAUCUCACCGUCACCGCGGCCAACACCUCCUCCCUCUCCUUCUCCUGGCGCCCAUCGGACGGCAGCGUCGACAUCUACGACCUGUCGCUCUACAGCGUCACCGAGGCGACAGCCAAUCACAGACCGGAGGCUGCGGGGAGCAGGAAGGAGCAUCACCUGGUGGCAGGCGAGCUGGUGGACCUGCAGAAAGUCGUUCCAGCUGCAGACAGCUGUGUGUUCGCCGGCCUGCGAGCAGGAAGUCUGUACAGACUGCAGGUGGUGAGCUGGAGCCGAGGCAUGAACAGCGACUCCUCGGUUCUGGCCAGAACCGUCCCGUCUGCAGUCUGGUCUCUUCAGGUUCAGAGUUCGGGACGGACGGACAGACUGACGGUCAGCUGGCAGCACGGAGAGGGAAGCUGGAGCAGCUACCAGGUGGUCUUGUACGAUGUCUCUGGAGCCACUCUGGGAGCCCAGACGCUCGGGGCUGAGCACACCAGUCACAUGUUCUCUGGGCUGAUCCCUGGUAGGCUGUACCGCGCUGAGGUCAUCACACACAGCGGAGAACUGACCAAUAACGUCUCGGCGUUUGGCCGCACAGCUCCAGAGCCGCCCACCCACCUGUCUGUCAAACAGGGACCGACCAAUGACACGAUAGAGCUGUCGUGGUCCGGUCCCGCCUCAGGGGACUACGACAGGUUCACCUUGCAGUGGACUCCUCCAGACCGCCUGUCAGUCACCCAGACUCACCUGACCAGCCGAGUCGUGGGCGGGAUGUUUCCGGGGCGACAGUACAACUUCACCGUGGCAACCAUCACUGGGGGUGGAGCCAGGGCCGGGCCAACAGUCACGAGCCAGCCGAUCCAGAGGGGCGUCAGGACAAGUCCGUCUCCACUCAGGUCCAUUCACUGCUUCCCUCUCUCGUCCUCCUCCCUGUCCUGCUCCUGGUCGCCGCCUCCCUCCGACUUUGACUCCUACGAGGUCGAGUGUCGUCGCCAUGACGAUGGAGAGCUGACUUCAGCGCUGCGGCUGGCGGGGGGCGUCACGGCGGUAACGCUGGACCACCUGGAGGCGUACAGGAAGUACUCGGUGACGGUCAGAGUGUCAUCAGCCGGACAGACGAGUCCACCGGCAACACACACAACUGUCACCAUGAUAGACCGCCCUCCGGUCCCGCCCCCCAGCGUACGCGUCAGUGAGAGGUCGUCCAAGGUCACGCCGUCCUCCAUCUUGUUCCGCUUCAACUGCUCCUGGUUCAGCGACGCCAACGGCGCCGUCAGAUACUUCACCGUGAUCGUGGCCGAGUCUGACGCCAAUGAGAUGCUGCAGCCGGAGCAGCGCCACCCUCUGCCCUCCUACCGCGACUACAUCAACAACUCCUCCGUCAGAGCGUAUCAGACCGCCUACUUCGCCAGCCGCUGCCCACAGGACGCCGACACCUCGGCCGGACAGGUGGUGGAGGUGAACCUGGGGGCGGGAGGAGAUCGGCUGGGAGGGGCAUGUGAUCGUUACCAUGACGACGACCUCUACCUGAGCGAUAGCUACGGCGGCUUCUGUGACGGGCCACUGAAAGCCAAAACCUCGUACAGGCUGAGUGUGCGAGCUUUCACCAGACUGUUUGAUGAAAACCACAGAGAGUUUCCUGAGCCGCUCUUCACCGACACUUACCUGUCCUCACCGCACAGGACGCACGCAGAGCCUCUAGGGGGCGUAGUGGAGGGUUUGAGUGCUGGGAUGUUCCUGAUCGGUAUGAUGGUGGCCAUCGUCUCUCUGCUGGUCUACAGGCAGAGGCUACGUAAAGUGGCUGUGCAGGAGAACCCCGUGGUGAGGGUGAGCAUGUGGAAAGAGGUUCCAGCUUCAGGUUUAUAUAUGGGUGUCAGGAGCAACCGUCGGGUCACCAGUCCGAUCAAAGCCUGCCACUUUGAGUCCCAUCUGACCAAACUGCAGGCCGACUCCAACUACCUGCUGUCUGAGGAGUUUGAGGAUCUGAAGGAUGUGGGUCGCAACCAGACGAUGGACGUCGCCCGACUGCCAGAGAACCGAGGAAAGAACCGCUACAACAACAUCCUGCCAUAUGAUUCCACCAGAGUGAAGCUGUCGUACCUGGAGGACGACCCCUGCUCCGACUACAUCAACGCCAGCUACAUACCUGGUAAUAACUACCGCAGGGAGUACAUUGCCACCCAGGGCCCGCUGCCCGGCACUAAAGACGAUUUCUGGCGGAUGGUGUGGGAACACGGCGUCUACAAUGUCGUCAUGGUGACACAGUGUGUGGAGAAGGGACGGGUGAAGUGUGAUCAGUACUGGCCUGCAGACAGAGAGCCUCUGUACUACGGGGACCUGGUCAUUCAGAUGCUGUCAGAGUCCGUCCUGCCUGAGUGGACCAUCAGAGAGUUCAAGAUCACCUCGGAGAGCAGCUCCAGUUACCCUCGGGUGCUGCGUCACUUCCACUACACUGUGUGGCCCGAUCACGGAGUCCCAGAGAGCACCCAGUCCCUGAUACAGUUUGUGAGGACGGUCCGGGACUACGUGGACCGAUCGCCCAGCACCGGAGCCACCGUCGUACACUGCAGUGCUGGCGUCGGCCGAACAGGGACGUUCAUCGCCUUGGAUCGGGUUCUGCAACAGCUGGACUCUAAAGGAACCAUCGACCUGUACGGCUGUGUGUUCGACCUCCGCCUGCACCGCCAACACAUGGUCCAGACUGAGUGUCAGUAUGCCUUCCUGCACCAGUGUGUGCGGGAUGUCCUGAGAGCCAGAAAGCAUCGCAGUGAACAGGAGAACUCUCUCUACCCCAUCUACGAAAAUUUCAACCCGGAGUACUGCCGCGAUUUCAUCUACACCGGACGCUAAACGGAUGACGGCAUCCAUCUGAUCGAGAGAGAAGAAACUCUGUUCCGUCAGUUCACUCUGACAUUAUUCAAACUAUCUGAGUUAACAGAACGUUUGUUACACAUCAGAGAAAAACAAGAAAAACCAGCACGUAUAAAGCUGGUCAAUCAGUUAAAUAGAUUUUUCUCUAACUCGGUUCCUGACUGUGUGAUCAGUUUAAUGGCAACAAAACUGCAGAAAACAAGCUUUAAACGUUUUAAUUAAAAUAAACUUUUCUAGUUUGACCUCCUUUAAUUAGAGUCUUGGUUCAUCAAUACUUUGAAAAGUGUCUCAACAACAUCUGGAGACGUAUUAGAGUCCCUGAAUGAACGUGAUUAAUGAUUUUGUGAUGUGUUGAAGGGAAACACGGGUUGCUCUCAGGUCGGUGGUGGUUAGUAAAGACUUGUUAGCUAACAGCGAUAGCGUGCUAGCUAGCCUCCAUAUAACCGACUGAUCACAGGGAAGGAAAGAGCCAUUUAUUUUUUUCUAUUAUAACUAUGUUCUCACUCACUGCUCAAUAUAAGCUGUUUAUUUAAAAACUUACACAUAUUGCUGUAUGUAAAUAUUGAUGUAAUACUCUUUUUUAUAUGAUAUUGAAUAUAUACUGUAUGUCAACUAUUUCAAUCCUGUGUAAUACUGAGAUAGUUCCAGUGUCUCCUUUAUGAAAUCAAACACUUCAAAUGAACGAGCUGGAUUCAGACUUUAAUUCACGACGGCUUUAAAUCGUUUAUUUCUAAUAAAAGAAACACGUUAAAACAUUUACAGGCUCGUUCAUUAAGUCGUUACGAACUGUCUAAAGUUAAAAUGAAAAGUCUGAAUAUGAAGCAGGAAAUUUGAGACUUUUUAAGAUCCUAAAAUUGUGUCAACAAAAAUCUGAUUUUUUUUUUUUAAGUUUGGAAAAGUUCACAUUUGCAUUUUCAACAUGAUUAAAUAUUAACUAGAAUAACUAUUCUGGUUAUUUGGUAAAGCGUCUUUCUGUUUGACUGCUGGAGGAUUUUCAGGGUUUUUAAAUGAUUUCUGAUGUAUGGAUUUAUUACUGAGGACAUAAUGAUCAAUGUUUUUAAUCUCUGAAAGGAAUUCAGGGCUGGGAAAUUAUUCUUUAUUAUUAUGAUGUGAUCUUACUGUAGCUAAAAACUAACAACGUUAGUGAUUAAAGGUUUUGAUUCCACAUUUGUUCCUGUUGUAAAACAUAAAACCAGUUUAUUAUUAGAUUUGUCAUCUUGUGAUAUAACAGAAUGAUAUCUGAAUGAUAUGACACCACCCAGCCCUCAGAGACUGUAAAGCACUUUUUAUAACACGCUGUCAGAGCACUGUAAACCAGAUUAUUAAAAGCUCAUUAAAACAGC
Messenger RNA from Chelmon rostratus (copperband butterflyfish), 7662 nucleotides. RefSeq names its product protein tyrosine phosphatase receptor type b (gene ptprb). The coding region runs from base 305 to 6298 and encodes 1997 amino acids. The record is from RefSeq and is a predicted model, not a curated record. NCBI's taxonomy places the organism in Eukaryota, Metazoa, Chordata, Actinopteri, Chaetodontiformes, Chaetodontidae. Gene Ontology annotation, molecular function: protein tyrosine phosphatase activity; protein binding. The transcript is spliced from 40 exons. Gene Ontology annotation, biological process: protein dephosphorylation.